AUGCGUUUCUUCGCUCUUGCCGCCGCUCUCGUGUCAGCUGUCGCUGCCGAAACUUUUACCGUCAUCGUGGGUGGUAAUUCCACAAUUACUUACAACCCGACAUCAGUCAAUGCCACUAACGGAGAUGUCAUCCAAUUCCAAUUUGUUUCCAAAAACCACACACUCACUCAAUCCAGUUUUGCUGCACCUUGUACUCCUUUGGCUGGUGGAGUUGACUCGGGCUUUCAAGCUGUCGCUACAAAUGCAACCACAUUCCCAGUUUGGAGCUUCACUUUGACGAAUACGAGUGCUCCCCUCUGGUUUUAUUGCGCUCAAGUUGGCCAUUGCGCAAACGAUGGAAUGGUAUUUGCCGUCAACCCAACUGCUGCAAAGAGCUUCGAGGCUUUCCAGGCUGCCGCUCUUGCUACAGGUACCAACUCCACCACGACCAAUUCAACCGCCAGUGCAGCAACUUCAGGGACCUCCACCGCUUCUACCGCUUCUGGAUCCACUGUAGCAAGUGCAAGUGCUGCCGUUGCAUCGCAGUCUGCUGUAGGAGCUGCCACAACUGCCAAUGGUGCUACAGCGUUAGCUUCAAGCGCGAUUGCUGGUCUAGUAGCAGUGUUUGGUGUUGGUAUUGGACUUUUGUUGUAA
Molecule: messenger RNA, 633 nt
Organism: Lentinula edodes (shiitake mushroom)
Lineage: Eukaryota; Fungi; Basidiomycota; Agaricomycetes; Agaricales; Omphalotaceae
Exons: 7
Coding region: 1-633 (210 amino acids)
Source: RefSeq, a predicted model, not a curated record